Molecule: messenger RNA, 1428 nt
Organism: Fusarium pseudograminearum CS3096
Lineage: Eukaryota; Fungi; Ascomycota; Sordariomycetes; Hypocreales; Nectriaceae
Exons: 3
Coding region: 1-1428 (475 amino acids)
Biological process (GO): ergosterol biosynthetic process
Cellular component (GO): lipid droplet; mitochondrial outer membrane; endoplasmic reticulum membrane
Molecular function (GO): 3-beta-hydroxysteroid 3-dehydrogenase (NADP+) activity
Source: RefSeq, a predicted model, not a curated record
AUGGGUUCCCAAUUGAUCCCCGCUACAGCCCCCUGGGACGCAGUCUCAGCCCAGGAACAGCUCUUCGUCUUAAUUACAGGCGCCAACAGUGGCAUCGGCCUCAGCAUUGGAGAACGACUCAUCGACGAAUUUCUCGCUACACGAUCCUUACGCUCGCAUCUUAUCCUCAUCCCCACCACACGGUCCAAAUCCAAGUCCUUACAGACGAUCAAGGCUCUUCGUGACUAUGCACGGAAAGCGGCGCAGACUUCUCAAGCACUGCAAUCAAGAGUAGGAAGCUCUUAUCGCUGGCAGGACACGGUUGCGAGAGUGCAUGUGUUGAGCUUGCAGGUUGACCUUUGCGACCUACGUGGGGUAUACGCCUUUGCGGAUGCGCUGGUGCAUGGGCCAGUGAGCAACCCUGAGGGAUUGGAGGGCGAGUAUCUUAAGAAUGUGCGCAUUCCACGAUUGGAUACUGUGGUUUUCAACGCUGCGUAUGGUGGUUGGUCAGGGGUCAACUAUCCCAAGGCCAUAUGGGUUAUCUUGACCGAGGGGUUGGUGCAAUCUGUCACUUGGCCGAGUUACAAGAUGGCGCUUCCUACAGCCCGCUUGAACGAUAAGGCUAAUUACGACUACCCCAAGGAGCCGCCACUGGGUGAAGUUUUUACGGCAUGUGUCUUUGGCCAUUACGUAUUAGCUCACGAACUUCUUCCUCUGCUCUGCCGCCAAUCCGAAGCCGAGACACCAGGCCGUUUGAUCUGGUCUAGUAGUCUCGAGGCUAUUGAGCGUGUCCUGGACAUGUCCGACUUUCAAGGCUUCAAAUGUGAGGGCCCGUACGAAUCAGCCAAGCGAGUAACGGAUAUUCUUUCUCUCACUGCGACCCUUCCCGCUUCUCUACCGUCGUCAAAUCGUUUCUUCACCCCUGACGAUCCUGCUGAAGCCCGUGCCAAGCCCAUCCGGCCGCGCAUGUACCUCACUCACCCGGGUAUCGUUGCCAGCACACUGUUUCCAGUUCCCUGGUUUUUCAUGUGGGCGUACGAACUUGCGCUCUUGAUAAGUCGUUGGAUCGGUUCGCCUUGGCACAACACAGACAGCUAUACUGGUGCCAAGUCGCCAGUUUGGAUUGCCCUACAGGAACAAUCUGCGCUGGACGAACUGGACGCUGAGCGCAUCAAAUGGGGUAGCAGUUCAAACCGUCACAUGCAAGUUGAAGUUAAAAAGACAGAAGUUGAAGGAUGGGGCUGGGAGGGCAAGGUCGAAGAUGCAGUAGCACUCAACGCUGAUACCGCUGUUGGUGUUUUCAAAAAGACAGCUGGGCGUAAAAGGGGAGCUGUUGACGUUACCAAGGAAGAUAUCGUCAAGUUUGAGGAACUGGGUGCUGAGUCAUGGAAAAAUAUGGAAGAAAUGCGACACGAGUGGGAGAAUAUUCUUGGCGUCAAAAAGGCAUAG